Somion occarium is the source of this 2254-nucleotide messenger RNA. NCBI's taxonomy places the organism in Eukaryota, Fungi, Basidiomycota, Agaricomycetes, Polyporales, Cerrenaceae. The record is from the annotation of a GenBank genome assembly.
AAUAUUGACUCUGCAGCCUAAUAGUUGCCUAGUAAUACGGGUAAGUGGGAAUGAAGGUGGCCUCGAUCUCGUCAUGGUGGGCCUCACCACCCCCACCGUUCUCAAUGUCAUUGGCGUUAACAAGCCCCGCUUUGGUGCUAAUAGUCGUCUUCGUGGUAUAAUAUGCUGGCCUAUAACUACAGUCCAUCCCCAAACGUUCCUGUCUUUCACUUCAUUGGUAUGUCCUCGACGUUAGACCUCACUCAAGAAACAUCAAUGGACACCUUCAAGAGAGGACAACUUUGGAUGGACGACGGGAAUAUCAUACUCAUCGCCGGAGAUUGUAGCUUUAGAGUCCAUCGAAGUGUCCUCUCACGACAUUCUCAAGUCUUUAAAGACAUGUUCACGAUUCCGAACCUAGACAUUCAGUCCGAGGAGAUCGACGGAGUCCCUAUCAUGCGAGUCUCGGAUCGCCCAUCUGAGCUAUGCACCUUUCUCUCUGCUAUGUAUGAUGGUAUCAGCUUUUGUAGUCCAGAUGCGGGUCUGCCAUUUGAGAUCGUCGUUUCUCUGAUUCGGCUGGGUACGAAGUACCAAGCAAACCAUCUACAAAAUAUGGGUCUACGACACCUCCACCCCUUUCUCUCACGGUUACUCGAAGAAGAACCUAAGAAACCCUCGCCUUCAUUGGACGAGACAUGGAAACCUGAAUGCGCCAUCACCCUCGUAAACCUAGCGGACAGUCUCGAUCUUACUGACAUCCUCCCAAUCGCGCUUUACGGAUGUUGUCAACUCGAAAUGUCCAUCGUGGACGGUAUUCGUCACUCAGACGACAUAGUUGAACGCCUCACCCCAACCAAUCUCAAACGUUGUCUGAAUGCACGGACUCACCUUGUCAUCGCACAGUCUCGCGUUAUGUCUGACGUUCACUUUUGCAUUGCUGGAUGUGAUUGUCAACGACGAGACAACAGGGACGAAUGUCUGGCGAAGACGUUUCUCGUUCGUACACAACCUCAUUCUCCUGGUCUGGUUGUCUGGAAUCCGUUGCGUCGUCUUGACAUGUGGUGGAAAGAGAUUUCUGCGAUCUCCUUGUGCACUAUUUGCUCAUCUGUGGUCAAAACAUUCUACAUCGCUCAGAGGCAGAGAAUUAUCUCCGAUCUCCCUGAAAUGUUCUGUUUGACGUCGACAUCGAAUGCAUAUUGCGGAGCAUAGGGCACGAGAUUUCCAGAAGCAAGAUGACUUCAAUAGCAGGGUAUAAAACACUACUGGCAAUGCACGUGGACCUUUCGCCCUCCUCCCGCGCUGCCUGAAUCGCUCACCAUUUUCCUUUCCUGCCUUCGAGAUCAUGCAUCUGGACCCCAGAACGGCGCCUUUAGUUAUGGGGGUGUCUAGAUUGGCAUCCUCAUCUCUGGAGAUGCCUGUCUUGCUAUCGGACUUUUGGGCUACAGUCGGGGCGCGUGGAGUCGCGGGCACAAAGGUCUUCGCAGAAGGCUUUAAUCUAGUCGCAGGGGAAGACACCACCGUCGCAGUCGUGGUGACAGGGGCCAGUAGCAAUGGCUUGGCGAGACGUUGUGCCGAUCCUCGUUUAGAUACCGAAGGCUUCACAACAGGACGUGAUGAGUAACAGAGACCAAGUCCAGGGUAGUAGAUUGGAGUCGCAUCUGGAGAUGCCUUCGGAGGCGGUGGCAAAGGCUUACUAGCAGCAGUUGCUUGGUGCGCCAUGGGAAUGAGGGGUCGCCGAAUAAACGGCCCCUGAAUACGAAUUGGUGAUUGAGGAACCAGAGGGCGAGAUGGACGUCCGAGGCCCAGGUUGGCGUAAGCAUUCCGGCGGAGCAGUGCGCGAGGUAUGGGCUCAGUAGCGGAGGUCCUAGGCGUUGUCUCGACUGCUGUACGCCCGCUAGGUGCCUCUUUCUCUUCUACACGCCGUCGCAGCCUAGCAAUAUCGAGACGAGGACGAGCCACAGACGACACCCCCUCCCAGUUCGUGGUUUUAUCAUCGGUAUCUUGGACGGCAGGAGACGUAUUACCCGAAGAAGUGCUAGGGAUUUUCUGUGAUUCGCACAUAUACAUGUGUUGUGGAUCACCGGGUAUCUGAGCACAUCGGGUUUCUCCUUCGUGGUUCACCGAAGUAGAGGCAAGAGAGCGAGCAGACAGAUGCUUUGCCGGAUCCAAGAGGAGACAGACACUUUCUCGGAGUAUCGCUCUGCAUAGAUGGUACGCCUGUAUCAAGGUAAAUCAGGACUAAUGUAUGGGUUUACUUGACAAAGACAUACGAAUG